ACUGAAGAACCCUUGAAGGACCAUCUUUUUUGAGUGUGUGCAAAUGAACACUGAUUAAAAAGUACAGAAACUACAUUUCCCAGCAGCACCUGUUGGUUCGCCCACAGAAGCGCUGCGCUGAAAAAGGAGAGCUACAACGUCACUGUAAAGUGAAUUAUUAGCGUCCUUGUGGGUGUGAAAUGGAAUAUUAUUGUGAUAUUAAUGGUCUCAACAUCGCCAAAGCCUGAUUCGUGUUUUCAGUUUUUCCACGACUUUUUUAUUUUUCAAGCGGGCUUUUAUUUUGGCGGAAAAGUCAUAUGACUUGCCAGCAGCUGCGGCUCAUUACGCGGAGCUGCGGGAGCGAAAGAGCCAAAAUAGAGGAACCGAAAAUCAGUGCAGGAACUUUAAGGUGCCUAUAAGAGCUCAGAGGAGUGGAGCGACGGUUUUUAGACGCUUACGGACAAGAAACGGCUCGACGCUGCUGUGCUGGGUUUGUUUUCGUGGCUGCGGCUCUAUUUCAGUCUGUCAGCGGACCAUGAGCCCGUCUGAGCUGAGCUGAGCUGAGAGGAGCUCACCGACUCUCUCAGAGCAGAGACAGCUGAGAAACCCCGCUCUCUGUCUCAGUUUCUCCUUUUCCACACUCCCUGGAUUCGUGUGAGGACCCUCAGGUCACACAGCCGAAGUAGAAGGUGGGGUUUAAGGGGAGAGUGCCCCCCUAAACCGAACUAACCUCGCUGUCAGACGGAGAUAGUGACACUGAAGCUGCGCCGUCAUGAGUGAACGGACUCCGCUCCUCCACUACCGCCUCUCCGCGAGCAUCAAUGAAUCCGCCGAGCAUCACUCGGAGUCCGGCCAGGAGGCGCUGGAUCAGCCGCCGAGCGCGGUGCGCCGGAGGUCCGCUCAGAGCCAGCCCCAGAAACUGUCCACCUUCUUCGGCGUGGUCAUCCCCACCCUGCUGUCCAUGUUCAGCGUGGUGGUGUUUUUGCGGAUAGGGUUUGUGGUGGGACAGUGUGGUCUGUAUCAGACCGUGGCCAUGUUUCUGGUGGCGUAUUUCAUCAUCAGCAUGACCGUUCUCUCCGUCUGCGCCAUCUCCACCAACGGAGCCCUCGACGCUGGAGGAGCCUACUAUAUGAUCAGUCGAGCUUUAGGGCCGGAGUUUGGAGGCAGCAUUGGCAUCAUGUUCUUCUUCGCUAACGUGUGCGGCAGCGCCCUCUUUGUGCUGGGGCUGGUGGAGGCCGUCCUCGCAACGUUCGGCAUGUCUGAAGAUGGUGUAGACUCUUCCUCUAAGUAUGCGGUGUUGCCGGUGAGCUACUGGUGGUCUCUGCUGUACGCCACAGCCAUCCUGCUGGUGUGUCUGCUGGUGUGUUUGGUGGGCGCUUGGAUUUACGCCAAGGCCACCUUCCUCAUCUUCCUGGUGGUGAUGGUGGUGCUGGCGACCAUCUUUAUCAGCUUUUUCGCUGUAAAGCCGCAGACGGUCACUCUGCCUGGCCCCCUCACCAACUCCUCCCCCACCACCGCCAACUUCACCGGCUUCAAACUGGACACGCUGCGCCGAAACCUCGGAGCUGAUUACACAGUGGAUUACACAACGGGGACGAUGAUGACGUUCGCCACGGUGUUUGCGGUGAUGUUCAAUGGCUGUACGGGAAUCAUGACGGGCUCUAAUAUUUCAGGUGACCUGAAGAACCCGAGUUAUGCCAUCCCUCGCGGAACAAUCACUGCGGUCAUCUUCACUUUCAUCAUCUACAACCUGCUGAGCUUAUUGGUGGCCUGCACCUGUGACAGACUGCUGUUACAGAGGGACUACAGUUUUUUGAGGGAUAUAAACCUCUGGCACCCUUUCGUCACCAUCGGUGUGUAUUGCUCCACCCUCUCCGCUGCCAUGAGUAACCUGAUCGGAGCGUCCCGUAUCCUCUACGCCCUCGCGCGAGAUGAUCUGUUUGGUAAAGUCUUAUCCCCAGCGAAGAAAACCUCGGCCAGUGGGAACCCCUGGGUCUCCGUGCUCAUCUCCUGGUUUCUCGUGCAGCUGGUGUUGUUUUCGGGUAAACUGAACACUAUAGCGAGUAUAGUGACUAUAUUCUUCCUGCUGGUGUACGCGGCGGUGGACCUGGCCUGUCUGGCUCUGGAGUGGGCCUCCGCUCCCAACUUCAGGCCUACGUUUCGUUACUUUACAUGGCACACGUGUGUGUUGGGGAUCGUGGGCUGUGGGGUGAUGAUGUUCCUGAUAAACCCCAUUUAUGCUUCAGCCAGCAUCGUCUUCAUGCUCCUACUGCUGCUGAUCAUCCACUACCUCAGCCCCACCAGCAGCUGGGGAUACAUCAGCCAAGCGCUCAUAUUCCACCAGGUGCGCAAGUAUCUGUUGAUGCUGGAUGUUCGUAAGGAUCAUGUGAAGUUUUGGAGGCCACAGGUUCUGCUGAUGGUGGCUAAUCCACGGGCCAACAUCGGCUUAAUCACCUUCAUCAACGACAUCAAGAAGAGCGGCCUCUACGUACUGGGCCACGUGCAGAUAGGAGACCUGGCCGUCCUCCCCUCUGAUCCUCUGCAGUGUCAGUAUGACUCGUGGCUGUCUCUGGUGGAUCAUCUGAACAUUAAAGCCUUCGUUAACCUCACUUUAGCCGACUCUGUAAGGCAUGGAGUUCGGCAUCUGCUCUUCAUCUCUGGACUGGGUGGGAUGAGGCCCAACACGCUGGUUCUUGGUUUCUACGACAACCUCCCUCCUCAGGACCAACUCCAGGACCGCUCAUUCCACUCAGAUCGAUCCCUGGAUGACCCCGCCCUGGCUGAGGACCAGGAAGACCCGCUUUUCCACUUCCCGCCUCUCAGAGGGAGCGUUCUGGAGGAUAAAAACAUAGGCGGGGCUUGGGGCGGGAAAGCCCUGGGCCCUCAGGAGUAUGUCUCCAUCAUCGCAGACGCCGUGAAGAUGCUGAAGAACGUGGCGCUGGCACGCUAUUUCGGACAGUUUGACCGGCAGCGUGCCCUGCAAAGCCCCGUCUUCGUGGAUGUUUGGCCAGUCAACCUCUUGCGCCCGGACAGCAGUUCGUACGUGGACACGUGCUCCCUGUUCCUCCUGCAGCUGGCCUGCAUCCUCAACAUGACCAGGUCUUGGCAGAAGGCCAAGCUCCGCCUCUUUCUGUGUGUGGAGGCGGGGCGAAGCCUGAAGGGGGCCGAGCAAAAGCUGAGGCUGCUCCUGAAGGAGCUGAGGAUGAAGGCGGAUAUUUACACGGUGCCUUGGGACGAGCAAGUGGCACUGCACUGGCAGAGGCAGCACGUGGGCAUGGCCAUAGAGGCAGAGCCUGAGAAAGGAGAGAGGGACGGAGUUCAGAAGGAGGCCGAGGAGGAAGUGGAGGAGGAGGAGGAGUACGCGAACAGCUUCCCCAGCAACGCCGUGAGGCUGUCGGACGACUACCUGCACGCCGUCAACCGGCUGAUCCUGGACCAACCCCGCCCCCCGCCUGCCGUGCGCUUCUUGUAUUUGCCCCGACCACCUGCCGACACCAGACGCUACCACAACUACCUGCACCAGCUGGAGCUGCUGAGCCGAGACCUUGGGCCCACCCUGCUGAUCCACGGGGUCACCCCUGUCAUCACCACUGACCUUUGA
This is a messenger RNA of Colossoma macropomum (tambaqui), 3580 nucleotides long. RefSeq lists its product as uncharacterized. The coding region runs from base 752 to 3580 and encodes 942 amino acids. The record is from RefSeq and is a predicted model, not a curated record. The transcript is spliced from 13 exons. Gene Ontology annotation, molecular function: potassium:chloride symporter activity. Lineage: Eukaryota; Metazoa; Chordata; Actinopteri; Characiformes; Serrasalmidae. Gene Ontology annotation, cellular component: membrane. Gene Ontology annotation, biological process: potassium ion homeostasis; cell volume homeostasis; potassium ion import across plasma membrane.